UUCGUAUGCGUGCCCGUUUAAUUAAAUGAAAUACAUAACAUUCCUUCGUCAUUGCGUAUUUCAUCAAUAUUAUCAGUCACGGUUGUUCUGAGGACAUACGACAGGAUCGUUCCUGGAAAUGUUGCAUAAUGCAGCCACAGAAUUUGCUGGCAGCUGGUGGAAAGAAUAGGGGAGCUGAUUACGCGAUUUUGUAAUCCUGACAAUAAAGGAAUCUGGGACAUAGACGUGAACAAUGUUUAAUUCACCCAUGCGAAUGUAGGCAUUGAGGAUUGUUUGACUAAAGAUACGCUUUCUCUUACUGGAAACAAAAUCACAAAACUUACAAGGGGUAUUGUAGAACCUUUGCCACUGAAGAAAGAAACCACCAUCUUCUGGAAUUAAAAGGCAUUAAGAACACUGCUGCAUCUGAGUCUUACCUGUAGGAAAAAUGAAAUCCUUGUAGAGCCUUUUUUAAAGCCAAAGCAGUGUUUUGAAAUUUUGAAAUAUGCAAUCGAUUAAAAAAGAGGAGAGGACUGUAGACUCUUGCGGUGGAGAUGAUGUUUUAGUGCUUGCGGCUGCUUUACAAGGCUCGGACAGGGAGUUGGUGGGUCAGAAAUUACCUGGUGUGGCUUUUAAGCAGAAGACCUCGACGUGCCGCAGGAAACGCGAGUUUAUCCCCGAUGAAAAGAAGGAUGACCAGUAUUGGGAGAAAAGACGGAAAAACAACGAGGCUGCCAAACGGUCUAGGGAGAAGAGGCGACUGAAUGAUAUGGUCCUUGAGAAUAAACUGAUGGCCUUGGGGGAGGAGAACGCUACCUUAAAGGCCGAACUGCUGUCCUUGAAACUUAAAUUUGGUUUGGUCAGCUCAUCAGCCUAUGCCCAGGAGGUACAGAAACUUUCAAACUCCACAGCUGCGUUUUAUCAGGAUUUUAACUUGCCCAAUACAAGCAGAAGCUCUUACUCAGGGGAGUCGGAGUCCACCUUGCUGAGCAGCAGUUGCAUUUCAGUUAUUAAGCACUCCCCACAGAGUACUCUGUCUGAUGUGUCGGAAACGUCUGUGGUUGCCCAGGAUAGCCCUUUACGAAAUACUUGCAGAACCCCUGAAAUAAUCAAACAAGAACCACUUGAGAAUGGUAAUUACACACGGGAAGCAAGAGAGGAGAAUAUCCCCUAUGACCCGUACCGGAACUAUAUGGGAAACCCGUUUCCGGGAAGCUACUCUCAGCCUUCUCCAAUUUUACAGAUUACAAGGUCCUCCAGCAACUCUCCCAGAACCUCGGAAGGGGACGAAGGUAUGGUGAGCAAAGCCUCGGAUGGGGAAGAUGAGCAGCAGGUUCCAAAAGGGCCGAUUCCUUCUCCCAUCGACCCAAAGAGCAUUGGCACCUCCACCGUCAAGGUACCAGACACAAACUCCUCAGCCCUGCCUCAUAAACUCAGGAUCAAAGCAAGAGCCAUUCAGAUUAAAGUGGAGGCCAUAGAUCCUGACUAUGAGUCCUCAGGAAAACUGUCAUCUCCCCUUGACAUGUCUGCUAAAGGAUGUUAUCAGAUAAGGAAACACACGACUUCAGAUUUAAUACAGUCCUCUAUCAGUCCUUUAUCUCUCCAAGUGACUAAUCUCCAGGACUGGUCUCACCGGCCAGAACACUGGCACAACAAGGACCACCCAGUGACUGUUCCAAGCAACUGUAAUAACAGACUUUGCCCUGCCUCUCCAGGGCCUUUAACCAGCAAACUAAUUGUGGACCUGAAAGACAAUUCUUACAAUGAUGCCGAUUCUGAAAACUUGUAUUUAAAACAGGGUAUUGCUGACUUGUCAGCAGAAGUUGCAUCUCUAAAAAGACUCAUUACAAAACAGCAAGUGUCUGUUGUAGAGUUGGGCAAAAGCACUACUGAUCAUAGCUCUUUGUCUAAAGGAUGUUACACAAAAUGAAAUCUGUGUAUUUGCUCAAUGGCCUGUUUCCACUGGAGCUCUGUUUGUUUUUCACUGUUGUGUUAUUAUAGUGUCUUAUUGAUGCAGUAUGUUUUUAAUGAAUGGUGUCCUGUGCACAGAUUGUUGUAGUCGGUGUGUAUUGAUUACUCUGUACAGUCUUAGUCAGGCUUCAGGUAAAUGAAAUGUUCACUUUUGUUGUAAAUUGUAAAUUUACAUUUACAAUAAAUGUCUGUAGAUAAGCACUGAAACUUGUGUUUUUCAAUAAAAGUAUCAUGUAUUUUACAAUAA
This is a messenger RNA of Lepisosteus oculatus (spotted gar), 2197 nucleotides long. RefSeq names its product nuclear factor, interleukin 3 regulated (gene nfil3). NCBI's taxonomy places the organism in Eukaryota, Metazoa, Chordata, Actinopteri, Semionotiformes, Lepisosteidae. The record is from RefSeq and is a predicted model, not a curated record. Gene Ontology annotation, molecular function: DNA binding; DNA-binding transcription factor activity. Gene Ontology annotation, cellular component: nucleus. Gene Ontology annotation, biological process: DNA-templated transcription; regulation of DNA-templated transcription; circadian rhythm.